GAAGUGAGCAUUAGUCAUUUCCGGUCUGUGAAAAGAGCCUCGCUUUUUUUUUCUCCAUCCUGGUAUUUGGCUCAUCCUGGUCCCUGCGAAGUGCCCGGACCCAAAACAGGAAGCAGAGCAUGAACGCAGGAAAUGUCUCAGGCUCCGUGGCUUUGGACUCUGUCAGUUCUGUCACUUUCACCCAGGACACUGAUGGUACCAUCAUCCUGCACUGUGCUCAGAACGAUGACGGGCCGGUGGGGUCGGACGAGGAAGCCGAGCCCAUUCACAAACGACUGCGAUUGUCUAGUGAGGACACGGACGACCCCGCGUCCACGCCGUCUGCGUACUCGGUUGUCGCACUUCCACUUUCAGAGCGCGAGGAGAGCUUUGAGGUGACGAUGACGGCGACGGAAAUGAAAGAUCUGGAUCAGGAGAACGAAGAUCAAUCGCAGGAUGAGAAGUUGUCCUCCGCAAGGAAAUCCACAGACGUGACGGCAGUCAGCCAAGCCUGGUUUACGACGAAAGAGGACAAGAACACUCUCGUGAACAAAGGUCACAAGUGGAAACAGGGGAUGUGGUCAAAGGAGGAGAUUGAUAUAUUGAUGAGUAACAUUGAAAACUACCUCAAGAACCGUGGGCUUCAGGACCCUUCAGAGAUCAUCUUUGAAAUGUCGAAAGAAGAGCGAAAGGAUUUUUACCGUAGCAUCGCGUGGGGUUUGAAUCGUCCGCUGUUCGCUGUUUACAGGCGCGUGUUGCGCAUGUAUGACAAUCGCAACCACGUAGGCAAAUACACACAAGAGGAAAUUGAAAAGCUGAAAGAACUCAGGCAGAAGCAUGGGAACGACUGGGCCACCAUCGGGGCAGCUCUGGGACGCAGCGCCUCGUCAGUGAAAGACCGCUGCAGAUUAAUGAAGGACACGUGUCAUACAGGUAAAUGGACAGAGGAAGAAGAGAGGAGGCUGACGGAGGUUGUGCAUGAGCUGACGGGUACAGAGGCUGGUGACGUGGUGACUCAGGGUGUUUCGUGGGCAUCAGUGGCUGAUCUGGUUGGCACGCGCUCUGAGAAACAGUGUCGCUCCAAAUGGCUCAACUACCUAAACUGGAAGCAGAGCGGAGGCACAGAAUGGACCAAAGAGGACGAUAUCAACCUUAUCCGCAGGAUAAUCGAGCUGGCAGUGGAGGAUGAGAACGAAAUAAACUGGGACAUUUUGGCUGAGGGAUGGAGCAGUGUUCGCUCUCCUCAGUGGCUCCGGAGCAAAUGGUGGACCAUUAAAAGACAAGUGUCCAAUCACAAAGACCUUCCGUUUCCUGUCUUGCUGAAAGGACUGCAGGACGUCGUCGAAGCUCCCUCGUCCACAGUGAACAAAGUGGUGGUGGUGGGCUCGCACUCUGUCCACACCUCGUCCAGCCCCGUCACUGCAUUACAGAUCCCUGUCCAGAUCCCUGUCCAGAUCACACACGUCUCUUCAUCGGAUAGUACGAGUGCGAGCUCUGAAAGCGGCACGAUCACGCUGAACUCUGGAGCGUUACAGACGUUCGAACUCCUGCCAUCCUUCCACUUGCAGCCCACAGGCACCCCUGGUACUUAUUUCCUCCAGACAGGUUCCAAUCAAAGCCUGCCGCUCACGCUCUCUGCCAAUUCUACCGUUACACUCGCAGCAGCUGGAUCACCUGGCUCACCAGAACAGAUUAUCUUGCACAGCCUCACCGGAGACAACCUGAGCGACAACGUUACAGUGCAAAUGUCUCAACCUGGGAUCAUAAUCCAGACAGUGACAUCAGAAGACCUUCCUGACCCACUUAACCAAUCAGAGUUGACAUCGGAGCAGGACUUGGCCAAUGAGGAGGCCGCAGAGGGGCCGGAGUGCUCAGAGGAAGGGGAGGAGUCGAGUAAACAGAUCUCUGAAGACAUGCAAGAGAACUCAAUGGAUAAGAGUUCGACGUUAAAGGAGGACGUGGUGAGCAGUGGCAUUGGUGACAGCGCGGUACUAAUCGUCCCAUCACCGGGCAGCUUCAUCCCCACCAGUGACAUCACCACUGACUCUGUCCUCCCCGUCGGUACACUAACAGAUCCCAUUCUACAGAACCAGGAGGAAGGAUCAGACUGAUGAGCAGCUGUACCAGAGGCUUGUUACAAGCCGUGCUGUCGUUGUUGUGUGUCUAAUGCAAAGAGAACGUCCGGUGUUUGUGGGUGAACGAGCCACCGUUCUCAACACAUCCUGCUGUAGAGGGCAAGUAUUAUGAAUACCAUAAACUGGGAGAGUCAGGAAACAUGCGCAUCUCGUUUCCUGCACGUUGCCAAACCCGUUCCUUCGAUUUAACGCGAACACACUGAGCCAGUCGUCAUAAGCAGGAAUCACAGGGAGAAAACACACACAUACACACAAUGUUUACUUUGAUGGAUCUGUAUAAAGUCUGAAUAUUUGUAGAACUGGCCACAGAAUGCGGUUAUGGAGGACGUGCAUUCAUUCACUUUUCUUUUUUUACAGUCCACUGAAAACAAAAGCAUUACACUGAAACCUGACAAUUUUACGGAGGUCCUGCUUUCUCUUCCACAUUUUAUGAAAUUUUGCACUGUCUCCAUGUUCUGUUCUUAUAGCGUGUUUGGCCAAACACCAAGGCGUCCUCUUGACUGGACAGAUAUUAAUUUAUCAAAAUGGUUACAUUUUCUAUGUGAGUGUAUGGUCCUGUGUUUAUUUAUUGAAUAAACGAAACGUUAUUCGCCGUG
Messenger RNA from Silurus meridionalis, 2710 nucleotides. RefSeq names its product cyclin D binding myb-like transcription factor 1 (gene dmtf1). Gene Ontology annotation, biological process: regulation of transcription by RNA polymerase II. Gene Ontology annotation, cellular component: nucleus. The record is from RefSeq and is a predicted model, not a curated record. The coding region runs from base 120 to 2090 and encodes 656 amino acids. The transcript is spliced from 17 exons. NCBI's taxonomy places the organism in Eukaryota, Metazoa, Chordata, Actinopteri, Siluriformes, Siluridae. Gene Ontology annotation, molecular function: RNA polymerase II cis-regulatory region sequence-specific DNA binding; DNA-binding transcription factor activity, RNA polymerase II-specific.